This is a messenger RNA of Tauraco erythrolophus (red-crested turaco), 1003 nucleotides long. NCBI's taxonomy places the organism in Eukaryota, Metazoa, Chordata, Aves, Musophagiformes, Musophagidae. The record is from RefSeq and is a predicted model, not a curated record.
CAAAACAGUUCACAUCAAGGUAAUUGAUGAUGAGGAGUAUGAAAAAACCAAGAAUUUCUUCAUUGAGCUGAUGAGCCCCCGCAUGGUGGAUAUGAGUUUACAGAAAGCCCUCCUGCUCUCCCAAGAGGUGGCUGAGAGGAAGCUGACGGUUGAAGAGGAGGAAGCCAAGAGGAUUGCAGAGAUGGGCAAACCAAUACUUGGCGAGCAUCCCAAACUAGAAGUCAUCAUUGAGGAGUCCUAUGAGUUCAAGAGCACUGUGGACAAGCUGAUUAAGAAGACAAACCUGGCUUUGGUUGUAGGGACACAUUCCUGGAGGGAUCAGUUCAUGGAGGCCAUUACCGUCAGCGCAGCAGGUGACGAGGAUGAGGACGAGUCCGGUGAGGAGCGCCUGCCGUCCUGCUUCGACUAUGUGAUGCACUUCCUGACGGUCUUCUGGAAGGUGCUGUUUGCCUGUGUGCCCCCCACCGAGUACUGCAACGGCUGGGCCUGCUUCGUCGUCUCCAUCCUUAUCAUCGGCAUGCUCACGGCCGUCAUUGGCGACCUCGCCUCCCACUUCGGCUGCACCAUCGGCCUCAAGGACUCGGUGACUGCUGUUGUCUUUGUCGCCUUCGGCACUUCAGUACCAGACACGUUCGCCAGCAAAGCCGCGGCCAUCCAGGAUGUGUAUGCCGAUGCCUCCAUCAGCAACGUCACGGGCAGCAAUGCUGUCAACGUCUUCCUGGGCAUCGGGCUGGCGUGGUCGGUGGCGGCGAUCUACUGGGCGUCACAGGGGCAGGAGUUCCAGGUGUCAGCAGGCACCUUGGCCUUCUCCGUCACCCUCUUCACCAUCUUCGCCUUCAUCUGCAUCAGCGUCCUCCUCUACCGCCGGCGGCCCCACCUCGGGGGGGAGCUGGGUGGCCCUCGGGGGUGCAAACUGGCCACAACGUUGCUCUUCGUCAGCCUCUGGCUGCUCUACAUCCUCUUCGCCACCCUGGAGGCCUAUUGCUACAUCAAGGGGUUUUAG